CAGAAACUAAUGCCUGUCGCUUCCGUUUUCCGCUCUCACUCCCUUGCCUAUCUCCUAUUCUCACUGUUAUUCUUAUCCAAUCUCGUCGAAUCGUAUUUCUCGUCUACGCAACAUAAACGUAUUGAUGGGGAACAUUACGAACAACACAGGAAUGUUAUUGAAUAUAAUAAGAGGGAUGCAAAUGGAACUUUGACGUGUAACGAACGAGAGGACAUUUGUGAUUUGGGCUAUGAUCAAGUGACUCAUAUAGGUACGCACAAUAGCGGAGCGUAUGAUUUGGCCUUCGACUGCGACCAGAUAGUCUCAACUUGCCUUGAUUCAUCAACCGCUUGCACCAAGCAGCUUUCCUCCUGUCUUGCUUCAUAUCCACUCUAUUGCUCUGCGGCAGCAUCGAUCUGCAAACAAUGGCAUCCAUCAUGGUCGCAUUUUUUCUGUGAUGGAUUCGAUGCAAUUUGUAAGAAGACAGAUAUGAUGUGUUAUUUGUGGGAAGGUAUCUGCAGCGAUACGACAAAUGUGUGUGCAUUAUGGGGUAAUGCGUGUGAGAACGGCCCACCGGAGUGGUUUUUGGGAUGCCUGUGGGAGAAUAAUGCGGGUAUGGAUGUUAUGAGACAGUUAGAGGAUGGAAUACGUUAUUUGGACUUGGAUACAUGCCAAACAAAAGACACGGUUGUCAUCUGUCAUGGAAUGGGAUUGCCGCGCGCCCUCGGACACUCGCUGGAUGACGUUUUUUCUCUAAUUAGAUCCUUCCUACUCUCUCACCCAAACGAAGUCGUGUCCCUUGGAUUUGGCGACUAUGAUGGCAAUGCUACUUUUAUUGCCUCGUUCAUUCAGAGCAAGCUUUCGCAAUAUUUUACUUUUCCUAAUGGCACCUCUCUCUUCUUGUCUCGCACUAAUAAUACUCAACCAUGGCCUACCCUGCGUGAAAUGAUUGAGAGCAAUCGCAGAGUUGUUGUCUGGUUCGAGUGGUUAUAUAAUGAUUUUGGGACUCAAAAGAGAGAAGAUUGGAUACACAGUUCGCAGUAUUGGAUGACUAAAAGCUAUGAUUACGCAUAUGCUGCGACGACUCCCCAAAAGUUGAAUGAAAGUUUUGUGAAUUGGUGUGGCAAUGCUGAUGAAGUGAUAGCGAGCAAUGUUGCGGACUUUGGGAGACUGAAGUGGCAGAUUGUGGACGAUGUCGUAAGUUAUGAUCCAGGCGAAAUAGUUUCGUAUCUGCAAUCACGUACUCGUCCUUCUGAGAUCUGUCUCCAAUCACAAGCGAACCAGGUGAAUUUCGGAACGCUCGAUUUUUUUGCCGAUUUCUGUGUGAAAAAGUUUGAUUAUAUAUUUCGAAUUACUGUUGACUAUUACUGGAAAAGCAAUUUGUUUGAAGUAGCAAAGAAGUUGAAUGACUGGAACGUGGAACGAGUGAAAGGAUGGGUUUGA
Paraglomus brasilianum is the source of this 1422-nucleotide messenger RNA. The record is from the annotation of a GenBank genome assembly. Lineage: Eukaryota; Fungi; Glomeromycota; Glomeromycetes; Paraglomerales; Paraglomeraceae.